This is a messenger RNA of Lodderomyces elongisporus, 1671 nucleotides long. RefSeq names its product rRNA-processing protein (gene PWP1). Bases 1 to 1671 code for a protein of 556 amino acids. The record is from RefSeq and is a predicted model, not a curated record. The transcript has a single exon. Gene Ontology annotation, molecular function: protein binding. Gene Ontology annotation, cellular component: nucleus. Gene Ontology annotation, biological process: rRNA processing. Lineage: Eukaryota; Fungi; Ascomycota; Pichiomycetes; Serinales; Debaryomycetaceae.
AUGAUAUCGUCGUCUACAUGGGUACCUAGAGGCUUUGCUUCUGAGUUUCCUGAAAAAUAUGAAUUGGAUGAUGAAGAAAUGGCCAGAAUCAAUGAGAUGGCGAAUCUCGAAAUCUCCGACGCAAAGGAAGAAGUCGAAGAAGCACAAAAAUCUUCAUUAAAGGACCAAUUGGAAAUCGAUGAUGACUUGAAGGAGUACAAUUUGGAAACUUAUGACGAUGAAACUGAAGAUCUUGGAGCCGGUGAAAGUAUUUCGAUGUUUCCAGGAUUGGCAAGUACCGAUGCUAAAAUGCACGAAACCGGUGAAGGUGAAGAUGGGGAAACAGACGUUUAUUUAAGUCUUCCAACGGAGAUUGAUGAGCAAGAAGAAAAAAAGGAGAACCAAAUUUACCCUACAGAUAACUUAGUGCUAGCCACUAGAACAGAAGAUGACAUCUCUUGGUUGGAUAUCUAUAUCUAUGAUGAUGGUGCCGGUGCACCCGCAGGUGCAGAAGAAGAAGAGGAGGAUAAGAUGGAUGCAGAUGUUGCAAAGGGUUUAGUAAGAGAUUCGGCAUUAUAUGUUCACCAUGACAUCAUGUUACCUGCAUUUCCAUUAUGUGUUGAGUGGGUGAAUUACAAGAAAGGUGGUGACGAUGAUAAUGGAUCCAACAUUGGAAAUUUUGCCGCAGUAGGAACCUUUGACCCACAGAUUGAGUUGUGGGAUUUAGACUAUGUCGACAAAGCAUUCCCGGAUGUUAUUUUGGGAGAGAUGGAGACAAACAAGUCAAAGAAGAAGAAAAAGAAAAGCAAGUCAAAGGAACAUGUUUUGACACAUCACACAGAUGCCGUUUUAUCGCUAACCCACAAUAAGAUCCAUAGAUCGAUCUUGGCAUCGACAUCUGCAGACACCACAGUUAAGCUUUGGGACCUUAAUACCGCUACAGCCGCACGUUCCCUCGACAAAAUCCACAAUGGAAAAACCGUAUCGUCUUCUCAGUGGCAUCCUACAGAAGCUACCGUGUUAUUGACAGGUGGUUAUGACGGUAUGGCAGCAUUAACUGAUGUGAGGAUAUCAGACGAUGCGCAAAUGUCGAAAACUUACUCUGUUAACGGUGAAGAUGUUGAAAACGUUACUUGGAGUAGUAAUCCGGAAAUAUUCUAUGUUGGUACCGAUAAAGGAAAUGUCUAUUGUUUCGAUGCAAAGAAUGAUGGAAAACCUUUGUGGACAUUGCAUGCUCACGACGCAGGAAUUUCAUCACUUGACAUAAACAAGUAUGUGCCUGGGAUGUUGGUGACGAGUGCAAUGGGUGAAAAAACGGUGAAGCUUUGGAAGGCGCCAGAAUCCUCUCAAGGCGGUCCAUCCAUGGUGUUGUCUAGAGAUUUUGGAUUGGGCAAUGUGUUGACAACGUCGUACGCCCCCGAUAUUGAAGUUGCAGGCAAUCUCGUUGUUGGAGGUGUUACCGGUGGAUUGAAGAUGUGGGAUACCUUUUCAAAUAGAUCUGUCAAGAACGUGUUUAGAGAGGAAUUGCACAGCUUGCAGAAGCGUGCAAGAGACGAGGCUAAAGCAGCGGGACGCGCUUCAAGAAUUGCUAGAAAAUACAAGAAUGACGUCAAUGAUGUUAUCCUUGAAGUCGACGGAUCAAAAGAUGACUCGGAGUCGGAAGAUGAAGAUGCAAAUAUUGCUGAUAAUUAG